CAGCUUGGCCGACGAGCUCAGUUUCAAAGAUGACGUUGUCGAGUUUGGACGUACACUGAAUUUUUUCGGGUGAUUUUAGUGACUUUCUCAGCAUCCGUCCAUGUGUGAUGCCUUUAAUUUAUCCCUAUUAUGUAUAUAAGUGAAAGCGCUCUGAGAUAGCAUUAUUUAUGAGAUAAGUCGUCAUGCUGAGGUUUUUCAGCAAACGAGUGGGGCGAAAUGCCCAGAAAUACAAGACUGUGGACGAUGGGCGGUCGGGAAGCAUUGUCGUUAAACCGAAGCAUAUUUUGCCCUGCAAGGUCAUGCUCUUGGACGAAACUGACCUCUCCUUCGAUAUACCGAAAAAGUCGCUGGGCCACGAACUGUACGAAAGGGUGUUCUACUCUAUGGACAUCAUAGAGAAGGACUAUUUUGGCUUGCAGUUCACCGAUGCCAACAACGUGCCGCAUUGGCUCGACCCAACGAAGACCAUCAAAAAACAAGUCAAAAUUGGUCCACCAUACACAUUCCGCUUCAAGGUGAAGUUUUACUCUUCAGAACCAAAUUUGCUGAGAGAAGAACUUACCAGGUACCAGUUUUUCUUGCAACUGAAGCAAGACAUUUAUUCUGGGAGACUGGACUGUGUUUAUGCCCAGGGCAUCGAACUUUUUGCUUUGUGUCUGCAGUCUGAGCUUGGUGAUUAUGAUCCUGAGGUCCAUACACCAGGCUUUGUAUCGGAGUUCCACUUCACCCCAAUCCAGACAGAUAUGAUGGAAGAGGAUAUCCUGGAAAAAUUUAAAGAAAUGGGAGGAUUGACUCCUGCCCAGGCUGAACAAAGCUUUCUUAACAAAGCCAAGUGGUUGGAGAUGUAUGGAGUAGAUAUGCACACAGUGUUGGGAAAAGACGACAAAUCUUACCGACUAGGUCUCACUCCAACUGGAAUUCUAGUUUAUGAGAAUGAUAUAAAGAUUGGUCUCUUUUUCUGGCCCAAGAUAACCAGGCUUGAUUUCAAGAAGAAAAAACUGACUUUGAUGGUUGUUGAAGAUGAUGAUGAAGGCCGUGAACAUGAACAUACGUUUGUGUUUAGGCUACAUAAUGAGAAAGCUUGCAAACACCUCUGGAAAUGUGCUGUUGAACAUCAUUCCUUCUUCCGUCUAAAAGCUCCAAGCAAAGCACCUUCAGGAAGGCAAAACUUUUUCAGGAUGGGCUCCAGGUUCAGAUAUAGUGGUCGCACAGAAUUCCAAACUACCCUGCAACAAAGAGCUAGGCGCACAGUUCAGUUUGAGCGCAGACCGAGCCAACGUUUUGCCAGGCGACAGAGUCAUGUCACAAAGGAGAGAGAGAGGAGGAGUAUGAUUGACCCCAAAAAAUCAGGAAAAGCCAAGGAAGUAGCCACUCCUGUUGUCAGCACAACUGCAGCAGUAGCAGCUGCUACCUCAGAAACUCCGUCCAAGAGUGUUGUCACUACCGCAGCUGCUCCCAAUGGAACAACUGCAACAAGCACUGUUGCCUCUGGUGCUACCACCAAAACAAGCAUCUCAGCAUCCAGCACUUCUACCAUUCCAUCCUGUACCACUACACCACCACCAUCCCCUCUUGAAACCCCUUCAUCUCCUGUACCUGGAGCUGGUGUAAUGUCUCUUAAGGCUGUUCCUUCCGUCACCUCGCAUACGACUUCUUCCACCAUUUCAUCUACCAACGGUACAUCUGCUGGGGUUGCGCCAGCUGCAUCGUCAUGUAAUGGCACAGAAGAUGUCUCGUAUGCGGCUGAGGACAGGCUUGACAGCUUGAUUAAGAGUCUUGCUAAAGACUCUUCAGUACCAAGAUAUUUGGACAGUUCAGUUAAUGAUCUUGCCCUGGCUAAGCCAUGUCAAAAAGAACUUGUUGGGGCAGAGGCUCUCCCACAGCCUACAGGGGCCAUAGAAGCUGAAGUUUUAGUGAACAAAAUGAAGAACUUGGAGAACACAAGUAAUGCCAACCUUGCAAAUGGUGGUGGAAGUCUUCGUGGAGUACCCAGUGUAUUGUCUGCCACUACAACUACUACUAAGGUUAAGGAUGUUAAUGUUGUGGUGCUUCCUAACAACCAAGCAACUCUUACGAAAAAUGCUGCCCGUCCUAUACCACCUGAGCAGUUCAAAUCAAACAUUCUGAAAGCCAAGGCUGAGGAAGAGUUGAAAAAGGGGCCAACCAUUACAGCAAGUGAAGUAGAUAAAGUACCAAGUAGUAAAGCAAAGAUAGCAAAUGGGGAGGUGGCUGAUAGCUCAGCUUGUAGUGACGAGCCAGAGGGUGCCGUUGAUGGUGGCUCUUUGCCUCGUAUGAAAAAAGCUGGGAAUGCCGAUGUCUGUGGGAACAGUGAUGGUGCUACAUUUGUCUCUGUGGGAGGUGAUAAGCUGACAUUGUCCCUGGGUGCUGGAGAUGCUAGCAACACCAACAACAACCUAUCCUCCUCCCUAUUGUUGGAAGGUUGGGAAGGAAGAGAUCUUCACCCCAGUGAGGACCCUACACCCCUUCUCCAGUUAGAACCUACUCCUGUCACUGUCAUUCAUUUCACCAGCCCUAGCCAGACAAAACCAUUGGAUCUCCACAACAUUAGUACUCACUCUCAUGACCAUGCUGAUUCCCAAGCUAGUGUCCCUGUCACAAACACUCAUAACAGCUUCAAUCCUUUCAACCCAUUUGCUUCUAGCAUUAUCAAGCCUGACAAUCCUUUCAUUAGUUCCGCUAAUAAUAAUAAUAAUCCCUUCAGCAUGUCAGCUGCCCCUGUAAACCCUUUCACAAAGUCCUCUCCUUCUUCCCUGAGCUCCACAACAUCCACUUUGACUGGGAGCAAGGCAGCCUCCAGUAGUGAGACAGAUGAGGUCACUGGAAAUGGAUUAGAAGCCAGUCUCAGUCCACCAUACUCUCCUGAUCCUACUGGAGGUGAAGACAUUCCUUCUCCGCCUCAGUCACCUCGUUCUCUUUCUUCCUCUACGUCCUCUCAGGCAAGUUCCCCUCCUGCAUCCCUCUCCAUAGACCAUCCACCCAACCAAGAUGUAGAAAAAGAGACAAAUUUCACGGCAAACCAGCCUGUGACGCGGUCUGUAUCAUCAACCAGUAACUGCAGCUAUGGUAUGAAUAAGACUCUCCACACUUCAUCUCUAAACCAGAUGUCCCCUUGGUUGGUGGCAGAUCCUCCUGCACCAAGCAACAAGCUUGAGGCCCCCAAAAUGCGCACGGUCAUUACCACGGAGUUGUAAGGAACUCCAUAGUCACGAUGCACCUGUUUUAUUCUUUGUUUUAUCACAUAAGAGUAUUAUCAUGUGAUUUUUUUAUUAUAUGUAAGGUGUUUUUUGUUUAACUAGAUACAUACUCCAAUCAUCAUGGGAGUCAUUCAACUUAUUGUGCUCCACAAUAAUUGUCAAAGGGUAAAAUGUGCCUUCAUUUUUCUUCUUUCCAGUGUGUUUAGGAAGUAAGUUUAACAACUUGUAAAUAGUCAUCUCAUAUCUUCAUAAUGAAUGGUUAAUUGUAAGGGAUUUCAUGAAAUCAUGGUUACAAUUUUAUAUAUCUAUAUAUUUAUAUAUUUGAAUACCUUUUGAAUCCAAAAGGUUUAGGAGUUGCAGCACAGUAUGUGAAGGAUUCAAGUACAUUCCUUUUUAUUCAGUUGCCCCCCUUUUUUUAAGUUUUAACUGUUUUGCAUUUGCUUGUGAAGAAGUUUUGUACAGGCUUGUGCAUAUACCCUAAACUUACAGGAAAAAGAGCAACAUUCUUCAACCUUAAAACUUCUGACUGUUCUCCAAAGGGAGAAGGAGACCAAGUGAACAAGCUAAAGUGUUGAAUAUCCAUUGUAAAUUAGCUUGGAACUGCUGAAAAUGAAAGGUUUAAGACUGUUGGUCAAUUGCUAGUUUUUAGAUAUAGAAAAGAAUAUAUUCUACUCUUGCUUUAUUAUUAUACUCAUCAUCAUCAUCAUCAUACAGUUAACCAUUCCUCAUUAUAUAAUAACUGCAUAUAUUUCUGUCUUUAUACAAUAUUGGAGCAUUGCUGUUAUAUCUUGUCUUGAAGCAAGGCCUAAAAUGUAUUUUGUUCAUGCCCUGAACAUUUGCUGACUAGGGUUUUUAAGACACUCACUCCUGGCCCCCUAUCACAGCAUAGGGUUGUCUUUCAUGCGGUGUGCUUCACAUGCCUUUGCUCAAACAAAAAUAAAUAAAUAAAUGAAUGACCAACCUCCUAAGAAUGUCAACAUAUGAUUCUUAAGUGCUCUUUGUGCCAAACAUUGUGCAAUAUAUUCUGAUGCUGUCUUCUCUGUAAGGUCAUCAAAGAGAUAGAAGGGAUGCUGUGCACUUUCCCAACCACAAGGCUACUGAAGUACAACCUGCUUUCAAACUACUACUGUCUUUUUUUUUUGUCUCUCUGGGGUCUUUUUGUAAUAAUAGUAAUGAUAAAAAGAUAUCCAGUUAGAGAAAGAUGUAUAGAAUGGACUGAAAGGAAAUAUUUCACUUUAAAUGUUACUUAUUUUGAUAAAAAUCAAGGUUUUAUUUUUUGCAUAUUUCAGACAUUUUUAGCACAUUUUCCUUCAGUUCUUCUGUAUUAAAUGUUUUUCUUUUUUUUCAUGAAUCGGGUGGUUUGGCCUUAACAAAUUGGUACCAGGAGUGGUGUAGGUUGGCUAAAUCCCUUUUGUUUGGCAUUUGGGUUAUGUAGAACUAGAUCAUCCUUAAGCUCUUGCUUUUGUUACUUUACUUGUUUACCUUAGUAUGUGGCAUGUUUUAUUUUGACAUGUUGUUACAAUUAUUCAACUUUUUUUUCUGUGAUGUAACAGGUAGAAUAAUUUUCUUUUGUGAUGAACUGCAAUGAUGUUAAUAUUUCAGAAUUUUUAUACUUGUUUCUAAAUGAGUUCCUUCGUUCACUUUCUCUUUAAUUAUGCCUUAUCUGUGGAGAAAAAUGAUGCCUUAAAACCCAGUUAUGAUACAAUGAACACAUUUGAUGCAUUUCAUUUAUGUUUAAUGUUAAGAAUAUAAAUCUGGAUGCUUUGAUGACUAACAUUGAGCUCGGAAAGUGAAUGGUGACUUACAGUUAAAAGUGUUAUGUAUUUGUACAUUGAAGAUGUAAUAUAUGUGUGAUAUGCAA
Macrobrachium nipponense is the source of this 5076-nucleotide messenger RNA. Its product is annotated as band 4.1-like protein 5. Gene Ontology annotation, cellular component: cytoskeleton. The transcript has 17 exons. The record is from RefSeq and is a predicted model, not a curated record. NCBI's taxonomy places the organism in Eukaryota, Metazoa, Arthropoda, Malacostraca, Decapoda, Palaemonidae. The coding region runs from base 183 to 3212 and encodes 1009 amino acids.